CACUGUUGAAGAAAGUGUUUUGUCGUUGGAUAGCCAAGUUGCGGAAGUGCGCGCUCAGCAGAGGCUGGCAGCUUGAAAUGCAUUUACAUUAGGACCUUGCGCAGCCUACAGUACAUAUCGACCUGUAACAUGAUUUGUUGUUGGGGAUAUGAUAAUGAAAGAAUAUCUAUUCCACUGAACUGACACCGUUUCGAGUUCAGUAGCCUACCUGCGUUGUCCUGAGCGAGACCAAUCGUUAUUUUCAUGCGUCUGGAUUAGUCGGCUGGCGCGUUUACAGAGUUAUGGGUGCAUUACAGUCGUUACCUGAUGAACCCGAAUACAGAGAUCUCUCAGAAAAGACCGGCUUUUCCUUCGAGCAGAUUGGAAUCCUGCAUAAAAGAUUCAAGCAGUUGAGCCACAAUGAAGACACGCUGAGACGAGAUGACCUCAACACAAUUCCAGACCUGUCAUGCAACCCGAUCCGAACCCAAAUUAUAGAGGCCUUCUUCGACAAAAGAAACUUCCAUCAGAAUGGUGAGGGGACUGUCCAGGAGAUCAGCUUUGAGGAGUUCCUGGUAGUCAUGUCCCACUUCAGACCUCCAGCACUGGACAUGACAGAGGAACAGAGAGAGGUGAUCAGGAGGGAAAAACUCCGCUUCCUAUUUAACAUGCACGACACAGACAAUGAUGGAACAAUCACUCUGGAGGAGUACCGACAUGUAGUGGAGGAGCUGCUGUCUAGGAGUGGAGCCCUGGGGAAGGAAACGGCUAAAGGCAUAGCAGACGCUGCCAUGCUGGAGGUAGCCAGUAUCUCCAUGGGUCACAUGGAACCAGAUGAGUUUUAUGAGGGGAUCACUUUUGAACAUUUCCUAAAGAUACUGAAAGAUAUUGAGAUCGAGACAAGAAUGAACAUUCGCUUUUUGAAUAUGGACACGACGAACCUGUGCAAAGACAUGGUUUAAGAAUAUGGACUUGGACUGUGAGUUGGUGAUUGACUGGUUUGGGGCACCUAUACACUUGGACCGAGAGGCCCGAGGUUACUGGUAAGACACUGGGUGGUGGAGUGUCUUUGAAUGAGCGCUGGUACAAAACUGUAGCCUACUGUUUAGGGAAAAACUAUGCACUAAGGAUGUUGAACUGCUAUACGUGUGUUUGCGCCCCACCAUCCGCCCCAGGAAUUUCCUUAAAUAUUCCUCACCGUGGUUUGCAUUCACCCGAAGGCAAAUGAGAGUAAUGCCGCAUAGUUAAUACUGCAAAUUUCCAGAUGACCCGAACAUCAUCCUUGGGGGCUUUAACCACCAUAUUAAGACAAAAAAUUUGGGUAAAUUUCAUCAGUACGUCACAUGCCCAUCAGAAAUAACAACAUCCUGGUCUUAUGUUACGGUUCUUUUAAGGGAGCGUAUAAAUCCCCCCCUACCCCCGAAAUGGGCACAGCUGACAACAACUGCAUGGCCCUUAUCCCGGUGUAUCGCACAGCCCUGUGGAGGGGUAAAGUGCUUACAUAGCGGAUUAAGAACUGGACUGAGAUUCCUCCCUGACCCUUCAGGGGUGUAUUGAAUGAGUGUACAGACUGGGACAUGCUUAAAGAGUCGUGCUGAUAUUGACGAUCUCACUGAUGCUGUUAGCUCCUGGGUUUCAUAUUGUGAA
Oncorhynchus gorbuscha (pink salmon) is the source of this 1626-nucleotide messenger RNA. RefSeq names its product tescalcin b (gene tescb). The record is from RefSeq and is a predicted model, not a curated record. Lineage: Eukaryota; Metazoa; Chordata; Actinopteri; Salmoniformes; Salmonidae. The transcript is spliced from 9 exons. The coding region runs from base 282 to 941 and encodes 219 amino acids. Gene Ontology annotation, molecular function: calcium ion binding.